This is a messenger RNA of Labrus mixtus (cuckoo wrasse), 2016 nucleotides long. Its product is annotated as peptidyl-prolyl cis-trans isomerase FKBP14-like. Gene Ontology annotation, molecular function: peptidyl-prolyl cis-trans isomerase activity; calcium ion binding. NCBI's taxonomy places the organism in Eukaryota, Metazoa, Chordata, Actinopteri, Labriformes, Labridae. The record is from RefSeq and is a predicted model, not a curated record. The transcript is spliced from 4 exons. The coding region runs from base 122 to 754 and encodes 210 amino acids.
AUGAAACAGCCACCGUGCCACGUAGAGGACCGUCCAUCUGCACGCCUGCACAACAUUUGUUCAAAAGUUUGACUUGCCUCUCUACCCUGUGGUUUUCUCGGUGUGGCUGUAGUGUGUAAGAAUGCUGCUGUCGGUGCUGAGCUGGCUCUGCUCCUCUCUGCUUCUGUCUGUCAGCGGGGGGAAGCUGCCUGAAGCGGAGGUGCAGAUAGAAGUCCUGCACAAACCUUUUCUCUGUCACCGAAAGUCAAAGUACGGAGACAUCCUGUUGGUACAUCAUGAGGGGUACUUGGAGAACGGGACCCUGAUUCACUCCAGUCGAACUCAUGGAGACAAGCAGGCAGUGUGGUUCACUCUGGGUAUCAGAGAGGUGAUCAAAGGCUGGGAUAAAGGCCUGCAGGACAUGUGCUCUGGAGAGAAGCGGAAACUCAUCGUACCUCCAGCUCUGGCCUAUGGGAAGGAAGGGAAAGGCAAGAUCCCACCUGAGAGCACACUCACCUUCUUCAUCGAGGUGCUUGAGAUCAGAAAUGGACCAAGGUCACACGAGUCCUUCCAGGAGAUGGACCUCAACGAUGACUGGAAGCUAUCGAGGAAUGAGGUGAAAGAAUACCUCAGGAAAGAGUUUGAGCGCCAUGGCUACCCUGCCAACGACACCCUACAUGAGAACAUGGUGGCUGAUAUCUUCGCCAAAGAGGACGAGAACAAAGACGGCGUCAUUUCCUCCAGAGAGUUUACCUACAAACACGAUGAACUCUAAAGUCUCUUUAAUGUGCCAAAAUUCACUCAAGUCAUUCAUUCAUGUUGUCUUCCAGUCUUCUGUGAGUUCACACAGUAGAAAUACUUUUGUGCUUUUUUGAGUUCAUUACUGAAACUGUCUCAGGUUACAUGAAAUAUGUAUCAGGAAUUACUCUGCAGGACUUAAGCCAACAGCCGAUUAUAUCUGUUUCUUUUUUUCUUUUGAGCAGGUUUUUACAUUUGUGUGUAUUUGCACAGGUCUUUUAAAGGCACCAUGUGGCACAUUCACAUUUCAGAAAAAUAAUUUUCAUUCAUCUUGUAUACACAUUUUGAGACUAUUUUCAUUGUUUACAGUUGUCUCUUAUUCAUUUGCUAACAUGUAAUGUAAGUGGGUAUCCAUUUCUAGAUUUCUUGUUUCCUUUUUGAAGGUUAUUUGAUUUAAAAAUGUUCCCUUUGUUGGCCUUUGGAAGAAAAAAAGGUCUUGCUUCUUUUUUCUUGUAAUAAAGAAAUCAAACUUAGGCGAAUAAUAAGGAUUAUUGAGGUUUAGUGCAGACGCAAUAUGUUCUAACGUAAUACGUGUCAAAAAACAGAUUGUUUUUUAAAAAUAUAUUGUAGUAUAUUCUGUAUGUUUGGUCUUGGAAAUGUGAACUUCAAUUGUUUUUUGAGCAUUAAUCCUGUCUGCAUUUUUUUGAUUUACUUUCUUGAACAAUAUUUUUAGACAGAAGAAGUUGGGUUUUUUUUCUCAAAAAAGAGACCAACCAGUUGGUUUAAAAACAGAAAAAAAUAACCAAGACCAAAUUUAUAUUUAUCAAAGGGCUCUAGUUAAUUUAGUACGCACAGUUCUGGUACACCUCAACAUAAUCCAGCCAACACUAUCAGAAACACCUGUUUGGCAAGUCGACAUAUCUGAAGCUGUUAAAUUAUACAUGAAUGCACUGUAGUGCAAAAGUGAAAAGGAUAUAUUGAUCAGCUCUGAUCUUCAACAUUUAGUGCAGUUUUAGGAUUCUUUGUGGUUAGGAUCAAAUUUGUGUUUCUCUACAAAGAGUGAUGAUGUUCUUAUUCUUCAACAGUACCUGUUUUGAGGUGUUUUUAUGUGAUUCUUGAGCUAGAAAAUAUUUCUAGUGCCAACGAAAAUCCAGACUGUCUUGUUUCUGGUUUUGUUUUUACUUCUUUAAAGCAAAUACAUCACAAUUUGACUGAAGAGCAAUAUCCCUGAUCUUUUUAUGGCAUAAUCAAACAUUAACUUGUUUUUUUAAAUAAAGUGCCAACUUUUUUUUUUUUUUU